UGUACGUACCGUACGUAUCUAUCUGCAUGCGCUGUCCAAAUCCAACUUCAGCUUACACGUUGUCGGGUUCUGCACUCAGCGCAGCUGGAGAGCAGCAAAAACAUCUAAACCUGGAUCGUUCCAAUACUUUACAUAUGAAUUAAAAGUAAUACAGCAUGGAGGAUGCUUGGGGAAUAUUAUUGCUUUCUUUUGCUAUGUUAGUGGGGUGCUUCGUCGCCGGAACAAUACCCCUUACCGUACCUUUUUCUGAGAGCAAGAUGAGACUAGUGACAGUUCUGGGGGCAGGUCUCCUUGUGGGCACAGCACUGGCUGUCAUCAUUCCAGAGGGUGUGCACACAUUAUUUGAGGCAACACAUGAUUCACACAUCCAUAGAGCUGUGAACCCACCAGUGGCAGGAGCAGAAAACCAGGCAGGAGGGCAGCCAGCCAAUGGCAACCCCCAUGAUGCUAAUGGGGAAACCCACGCUCACAUUCACAUGACACACAGCGAGGAGGAACUCCACUAUGUUAUAGGGGUGGCAUUAGUUCUAGGGUUUGUUUUCAUGCUGCUGGUGGAUCAGAUCGGAGGUGCUCAUGGUCAUUCUCACACUCAAAUAGCAGGUGAAGGUGAAACUACAUCUAGAUCAAGCCGGGUGGGAUUCACUGCAACAUUAGGACUAGUUGUACAUGCAGCAGCCGACGGUGUUGCUAUGGGGGCAGCAGCAAUGGGCCGAACAGAUGUCCAGAUGAUUGUUUUCAUCGCAAUCAUGCUUCAUAAGGCGCCAGCAGCAUUUGGCCUGGUGACGUUCUUACUACACGAGAACUACCAGCGCAAUAAGAUACGCCGACACCUCAUGGUCUUCUCAAUGGCAGCACCAGUAGCAGCUCUUGUCACAUAUUUUGGUCUGAGUCACGCUAGCAAAGAAGCACUGUCCACAUUCAAUGCUACUGGCAUUUCCAUGCUCUUCUCUGCCGGAACAUUCCUGUACGUAGCCACCGUCCACGUUCUUCCAGAAAUCGCAGGAAUUCGCCAUGUGCCCUCAGACGUAGAGGGCAGUGCAGAUGUGACGUCAGGGUUCAGUCGGUUAGAGCUCCUAGCCGUGGUCAGUGGCUGCUUAGCGCCCUUGAUAUUGUCAUUAGGUCACCAUCACUAAAAAAGGAAAAAGCUUUGAUAUAUUGUGAAACAAGUUCAGCCCAAGGCCAAGUCUAUAACAGGCUUCAGGAGCCAUGACGUGACAGCAUGUGUUUGCACAUGUACUUGCAACCAGUGAAGACCAACAUGUAGGUCUUGCUCUAGAUGCCAGAUAUGGCCAAACCAAGACAAUUGAUUAAGACUAACUUCUGACCCCUAUAAUUUGGUAGAAACAUCAGAACUGUAUUCUGGAGGUCUUAAGUUCACAGCUUGGUUCAGUCAAUGUUCUUGCUUCAAGACUACGUGCUCAGCUUCCACAUUUGGUCUAUUUGAUGAAAAAAUAAUAGUUUUGGACUUCGGCAAAUCUGCAUGACUGGGGUUUGCUCAGCACUAAAGUGCUGUUUAGGGAGUAAGACUUGUUUUUAUUUUUAACUUCUCCAAAGACUGCAAGUGUAUAUUACUAGUUUCCUUAGUUGUAAUUUAGUUUCCAAAAUAAGAUGAGUCAAAACUGUUUAAGGUGGAGGCUGCAGGGGAUGCUUGCCCAGAAUUUCACAUGGAAAGUUGAGCUAAAGCAUAGUUUAAAUAUAUCAUUACGAUACUAUUUGCCAUGCCACUUCACUGAAUUAGGUUAAACAAAAUAAUAGUUGUGCUUCCUAUCACAUUGAAAAAAAAAUGGGUAGGUGGGUAGUAUCUUUUUUAUUUCU
Molecule: messenger RNA, 1815 nt
Organism: Acanthaster planci (crown-of-thorns starfish)
Lineage: Eukaryota; Metazoa; Echinodermata; Asteroidea; Valvatida; Acanthasteridae
Gene: slc39a9
Product: solute carrier family 39 member 9
Biological process (GO): transmembrane transport; zinc ion transport
Cellular component (GO): membrane
Molecular function (GO): metal ion transmembrane transporter activity
Source: RefSeq, a predicted model, not a curated record